Messenger RNA from Didymodactylos carnosus, 835 nucleotides. Lineage: Eukaryota; Metazoa; Rotifera; Eurotatoria; Philodinida; Philodinidae. The record is from the annotation of a GenBank genome assembly.
CAGCAAAAACAGUCAGAAUCAUAUUUAGUAAAGUAAACACCUAUACCUUUGUACUAGUGUGUCUAACAGAAAAGAUAAAUUUUGACUAUUGUAAUGUCAUCAUUUUAUUUUGACCUUUGCCUGUUCUUGUCGAUUAAGAGACACACUACCUUCUGAAAAAAUAACAAGAGGAACAGAUCUAGUUGUGGAAUUUAGAUUUGGAAUAUGUGCUAUUAUUUGUAAUAUCGUGAGGCAGCAUUAUGGGGAGAAUUCAAUGAAGGACGUCUGGUUGUGGGGAAAUUAACAUUACAUUAAAACUUAAUAAAAUGAAAUUGGACCUAUUGUUUUUUCUAAAACAUGUAAACGUUAACGAAUUAUUCCUAAAUUUGUAAGAUUUCAAGUGACACAAGUACAUAAAGUGUAUAGUAAAUCAAUUGCCAAAUGUUAUAGAGAUAUGGUAGUUGAAGAAAUUAAAUGGAAAAAAUGUCAAUUGACAAAAACGUAUCGAUAACAUAAAGACAUUGUGUCAACAAGAACGAAAUGAAAUUCAUUUCAUUAGAACUAAAACGAUAAUUGAACGUUGAGUUUCACGCAAAACGUUUCAAUGGAAAACUAUACAGGAUAAGAAGAUUGGUGCUUCGAAGGAAAAGUAUAUUCUAGGCAGUGGUAUCACUAAUAUUCAGAUUGAUCUUUUAAUCUUUCAAAUAAGACUUUAACAAAUGAUGAACGUGGUGUCUUAAUCAAUGGUUUGGACUAUGUUAUACCAACUAACAGAUUAUAUGAAGAACAAUUUAUUGCUAUCAUCGAAGCUUGUUUCGUCUCAUUAUUAGGCUAUUGUACAGAACAAUUCGAUUGA